UCUUGCCUAUAGUAACCGUGCGACGCUUGGGGGAGGGGAGGGACUUAGCAACUGGUAACUGGGCUGUGCGCCCUGGGGUGGUCACCGGCGAUUCUAUGGGGUGUUGGGUGACCCGGGCUCCGUGAGUUCACACCCUCAGCAAUGGGACGCUCUUGUGUACUUAGCUAGGUGGGUAAGAGGGCGCUGUAAACUGGGGUGACGGUCCUGUCCUUCCACCAACACUUCCUCACGGCCGGAGCAUCCUUGUAAACGGAGAGAUGAAGAAGAUAUUCGGCUUCGGGAGGAAGAAGAAGAGCGGUCCUUCCUCCAGCACAUCGGAGACCGGCAGCGUCCUCUCUGCGGGCUAUGAGCUGAAGGAGAAGGACCUCAGCAAGUUCCAGCGAGCGGCGUCCUCCGGGGAUGUGGCCAAGACCAGGCAGCUGCUGCACAAGCAGGACAUCAACCAGGUGGACAAGGAGAACAGAACACCUUUGCACCUUGCCUGUGCAAACGGACAUCUGGAUGUGGUGAAACUGUUAGUAGAAAACAAGGCAAAAUUAAAUGUCUGCGACAACGACAGUCGAUCUCCGCUAAUGAAGGCCAUACAGUGUCAACAUGAACCGUGUGCAACCAUUUUGCUAGAACAUCAGGCAGAUCCCAAUGUGGUAGACCUCAAUGAAAACGCUGCUCUUCAUCUUGCUGCUCUCAUUCCAUCAAUGACCGUAGCAGUUCAGCUGCUGGAACAUGGGGCCAACAUCAAUGCAGUAAAUAAGGAUGGCUGCACACCACUUAUUCUUGCUGCUACAGAAAAUCACCAAGAAAUGGUUGAGCUUUUGAUCAAAGAAGGAGCUGAUAUAAAUUCAAGGGACAGCAAUGGAAGGACAUCUUUAAUGAUCGCAGCAAGCAACGGUCAUAUCAGUUUAGUGAAGUACCUUCUCCAAAACCAGGCUGAUAGUUCUGUAAAAGAUCUGACUGGUUGGACUGCUGAUGAUUAUGCUGUUAAUGAUGGCCACCAUGCAUGCUCACAGUUAAUUUUUGAGCAUGUCUCAAGGUCUAAGACUAACUCUUCUCCUCACUAUGGAGCUAACAAGAAGGGAACAUCAGUGGCUGGUAGAUUUACUCUAGGCAGUCCAGCUACAGACAAAGAAGGAGCUGAAGCUUCUCAAGCUGAAUCUGAAUCCAGCCGUGCUACUGAAGAUGCUGAUUCCUGGCCUUCUGAUGAUGAAGAUGACUUAGAUUUUAGUCCAAAGAAGACUGCCAAACCAAGUUUAACGCAGCUCCUGCAUACAAAGAAGAACAUUAUUGAAAAGGGUAGUUUUACCUCAGUACAGCCUAAAGGCUUUACUCUGGAGAGUAAAUCAGAUAGUGAAGAAGACUCUGUUCAUGAUGGUGAAGAUGAAGGUGCAAAUAUUCAGUCCCCUCCUCAGCCUUUCCCCCAGGCCCGCUCCUUUCCUCAUCCUGUGUGCAUUAAACCUGGCUCUCUUGCAAAACCUUCCCAGCUGGCUUCUGCCUCCCUCUUCGGAGUCAAUAAGGACGAUUCUUUUUCUGGUGACGAAGUUGAUGAAAGUGCUAAACAAUCAGUUAGAACGGAUACUUCUCAUCCAGAAAAGGUGCAAGCUAGUGGAGAAGGCAAUGGCAGAAAAGUUGCAUUAAUGACAGAACUAGGAUUUGAAGAUGAUGAUGUUGAAUCACCUUGGGACUCUGAGUCUGCUUCAGACAGCCCAAGAAAGCAAUCUGCCAGCGAUGUAGUCCCAACGUCUGUUCAAGCCCAUAUGCAAUGUAUAUCAGAAGAAUCCAAUGAAGAUAUGUAUUAUUGCCCUUCCUUUCCAAAGCAAUCAAGAAUCUGUAAGAUACCAGAUGAGGGCUGGCACUUUAGGCCAAGGGAGGCUUCCGAAAACAGUACAGCAGUGAAAGCACUGGACACUAAAAAGGACUCGUUUUUGCAAACUAAAGAAGGUUCCACGUCUAACGUUUUCAUGACAACUUCUGAAAAAAAUAAGCCAGACCUUAUGGCAGACUUGGGGCUAGAUGAUGCAGAUGAUAUUGAAGAUGCUUCAGACUGGGACUCAACCAGCCAUUCAUUUAAAUGUGCAACACACACUUCUCCUAGCCAUAAACUGCAUGAAAACUCCUCUCCACAGACAGGUAGUGGUAAAUUUACAUCCAAAGAUAAUAAUACUUCGCAUCCAGCAUUUCUGUGUCCAGUACCUGAAGACGAAAGUGAAGAUCGUAUGCAGUUGGGGCUGAAUAAAGGCAUCCCCAAAGACCUAUCACAGAAUGGCAAAACCGGGUUAACAAAUGGCGACCAGUUGACCAAUGCCAUAAAUAAUAUACCGACUGAGCAUAUGUUAACGAAGUCCAGCCUAAGAAAGGAUGAUAUGGUAAAUGAUACUAAUGAAGUGAUCUCACAACAGCAGCUUGAAAGUCAAACUUUAGCAAAAGUUCUUGACAGUCAGGAGUCUUCAUCUGAAUCUGAUCUGCCUUGGGAGGAGAAAUAUGAAAAACUGUGGGUUGACAAUGAGAAAAAAGAGGUCAAGUCACAUUUUAGAGACAUUACAGCUGAGCUGAAGCAAAAGUUUGGAGAAAUGUAUUACAAGAAAAAGACUUCUUCAAAGACCAGUAAAGGACAAGAAUGGGUUUCAUCUAGAGUGGAUAAUGGAGGCAGUCGCCUAGUAGAGGAAAAAUAUGCUUCAUCCUUGGAAAAACGUCCAUUGGCAGCUCAACUUAAAAACUCAAUGUCCAUAGUAACUUCUCAAUUAACUGUUAAUCAGAAGAGCAAAGGUUCUGGAGACCAUUAUUCCAUUCAGCAUCACAAGGCUGGAAGUGAAUCUCGGGAGCACAACACUGUUAAAAAUGAGCCUUAUCCUUUAGUAGAUAAAGACCAUCACCUAUCAGAUAAGUUAAGUGAUUAUAUUCCUCCUGUGCAGAAGCCUCUGGGAAAUAAAUUGUCAUUCUCUUCUGAAAAGGGUAUGAAAAAUAUCUCAAACCCAAGUUCUGAAAUAUUAGAUAAUAUGCAUGCUGAAAGAAAUGAGCCCUCUGGGAAGCAGGAAAGUUUACCGCACCAAUUUAAAAAUGAUCAGCACAAUAAUCUGGAAGGUGAAAAUGUCUCCAAAGACCUUAUUUGUGAAGAACCUAUAAAGAAUCUAGACAGACAACUGGAUCAAGACUUGAGAAGAUUUAAGAACGAGGUAGGAAUGCUACAAAUGGUAUUCCUGGAUUUGACAAGAGAGAGAGAAGAACUACAGAAAGAGGUUGGGAGAGAAAAAGGAGGUAAUCUUAGCAGGCAAGGAGAAUCGGAGAAGUCAAAAGGUGGUGACAAGACUGGUCUGCAAGUUGAGCCUCGUAUUGAACUGAAUGCAAAAUCUAAAACUAGCUCACAUAAAGGGAAUAAUGAAGUGGAAAAGUCUAUGUCCAGCCACGCUGAUGACAAAGCAUCUUCUAAAAAAGAAAAACAUCCAGUGAAUGGUAGCAUGCUUGAUGCAUUUGAUGAAAGCAGCCUAAGUGAGAUCUCACAGGAGGAGGAUGGGAGGUCAUCUGGUAAACGUACAGAAAAACAAAAGAUUAAUGAAGAUGUAGCUGAUUAUUCGCAGUCCUCUGACACUGCCACUGAAGAUUCUGAAUUACCUACUUCAGCUUUCACUAAUGCGAUGUUACUAAUCAAACAACUCAACCUUGAUGGCCAAGAUUCCUUGACAUCUUUGAAAAUCCAAAAUAUUCUACACGAGUAUGAACGAGUAAUAGAAAAAGAAAAGGGACGCCGUGCACUCCUGUCACGUGAAGUAAAGAAAUUGCGCAGAGAACGAAAAGAAAUGCAACAAAUUAUGGAAGAAAACAGAGAACUCAAGUUUUUGUUAGAACAUCACAAAGUAGAAUGGGAGAGUGACCUAAACAAUCUAAGGCUUACCCUUAAGCAAGAGGAAGAAAAAAGAAAGAGUGCAGAAAUGCUGUAUGAUAAGAGCAAAGAACAACUAAGAAAGAAGGAGGAUCACUGUUGUAAGGAGAUGGAGGAGAAACAACACCUCGAAUUGACCUUAAGAAAUUUAGAACUUGAAAUGAGGAGCCUGAAGAACAAUAUGAAGCAGGUUGAAGAUGAACGAACUGAAGCACAGCGGUUAUAUGCACAAGAACUCAAUGCCAGAGUACUUAAUGAAAGUGCUUUAAAUAAUCUAAAGAAAAAGAACGCAGAGGAAGAAGCCAAAAAAAUGAAGACUAAACACGACGAGCAGAUACUCGGCCAGUCUCCCGAAACAAAUGAGAAGGAAAAAGAUCUAGCUAUGAGAAAUGUAACCUUACAAGAGGAAGUGACCACUCUUAAAGUUGAAAUGGAUAAUAUGCGUUCUCGUUAUCAAGAAGAGGAGAGCAGAUAUAUGGAUGAGAAUGAAAUGUUAAAAGAAAAAAUUGAAGAUCUAAGAAAAGAUCUUAAAAUGAAUGAGGAAACCUUAACCCAAACUGUGAUUCACUACAAUGGACAGCUCAAUGCACUGAAGACCGAGGCAGCCAUGAUGUGCUCGAAAGUCGAGCACGAGAAGCAAAGCAAAGAAAGGCUGGAAACUGAACUGGAGGCAGUACGUUCUCGACUGAACUCUACUAUACAGGAUCUUGAAAGAAGUCAAGCUUUAAAAACUGACACUGAGCGCACAUUACAAAGAGAACGCGACGAGUGGUUACGUUCUAAAGACAAAUUAACUCACGAGUUGUCCAACUUGCGUGAAAGCCAAAGCAGCUUGUCCCAGAAGCUUAGCAAGGCAGAGUCCAAGUUAAAUGGCUUGGAAAAUGAACUUCAUAGGACAGGGUUAUCUCUUCAAGAUAAAACCCUUCUUUUAGAUAAUUCGCAGAGGGACUUGACACAAGCCCAGUCCAAAAUGAAAGACCUUGAACAUGGUCUUCAGGUGGAAAAAGACCACAAUAACAAAAACUCAGUGAAGCUAGAGUCUAUGAAUGAGAGACUGGCCCAGAUUACUAGCGAGAACAUGCAGCUUCGUCAGCAGCUAGAAGAUGUGCAGAACAGGGGCAUCAUCAAAGAAAAGACUGUUAGUGAUGUUCAGGAUCGUUUUACUGACAUUUACAAUAAGCUGCGGGCUGACACUAAAAGACAAGUUGACAUAGUGGACGAGAGAAACAAGGAUUUGAUUACCAAGUCUAAUGAGCUGAGGGAACAACUUUAUAAGCUUGAAACAGAAAAAGUGGAACGUGAGAGCACUAUAAGACAACUGCAGCAGGAACUUGCGGAUGCUUUGAAGAAGUUGUCUAUGUCUGAGGCUUCCCUUGAAGUCACAUCUCGUUAUCGAAAUGAUCUUGAGGAGGAGAAGCAACAACUUCAAAAAGAACUAGAAAAGUUUAGAAUUAAGCUGCAAGAUCUUGAGGACCAGUUUAUUCAGUCAGAACGAUGUAACCAUCAGCUGAACAAUGCAUUAGGUGACAAAGAAAGAGAACUGAUAGCUGCAUUUCAGAAAGUUCAGGAAUUUUCUACUGCAGCCACCGGGGCUGACAAAGCAGUUAAACAGCUAGAAGAGCAUGUUCAAAAACUCGAAAUUGAAAAUGCCAGAAUUGAGGCAACCGCAAAACAGCAAGCAGGACAGAUUGAGAGCCUUCAGAAAGAACUCCAUGAAUCAGUUUCAAUGCGUAAUCGGCUUGAAGAUUUGAUUACAAAUUUGCAGUCAACAAAAAUUGGUUUAGAAGAGAAGUUAAACCAGCAGGUACAUAAACAAUCAGCUUUGUCUCAAAAUGCACAAGACUCCCAAAAUCUUUGGGAGGCAGAGCUGAAAUCAAGAUCACAAAUAGGUGUCCGCUUGGCAGAGCUUGAAGGAUUGAAUGCUACUUAUUCUGACCAGCUGUCACUUGAGAAAAAGAAACUGAAGAAAUUGGCAGAACAAAAGAAAUCGAUAGAAGAAAGAUUUGACCAAGAAAUGAAGAGGAGUAAUAAAUUACAGCAAGACGUGGCUGGGCUAAAGAAACUCUUAAAAACUGCCAAGAAGAAACUGAAAGACUAUGAAGGCACUGAACAAAAAAGUGGUUUGGGAGAAGGAUCCAGAAACUAUGGAACAGAUAGUGAAGUUUUAAGAAUGAAAGAAAAGAUUGUAGAACUGUCAUCACAAAUGGAAAAAGAAUCACGUCGGUAUAUGGAGGUAGAAUCUAUAAACCGUGACCUGCAAGAAGAAGUGUCUACAAAUAAGAAGCUAUACAGGAAUAUUGAAAAGUUAGAAAGAGGCAAGAGACAACUAGAGGAAGAACUGGCUGAACUUAAAAGAUCUAUUGAAUCAAGCAAGAUGAGCCAAAGUUACCUAGACGUCUAUAAAAAGGAGGUAGACGAGAGGGGCCGACAAGAAUUACGGCAGCAGCUGGAGGAGGUCAAUCUCUUUCUGCAGGCACAUGCAGCUUCACAAGACAAGCUAGAACAAAUGAGAGCUGAAAAUGAUGCUUCUGUCAGGAGUCAGAUGGAGCAUCGAAUUCAAGACUUAGAAUCUGAACUCCACAGGAUAAAGAACGCUCAACUAGAAAACACGAGCGAGAGAGACUCCAAUAAGCAGGAUAUGAACAGACUUAAGGAGUUAUAUUCAGAAGAACAGAAGGCUAGAAAAUCUUUGACAUCAAAACUAGAGAGAGCUAAUGAAAGACUUGCAGAAGCCAACAGCAAACUGCUUAAUGAAAGGCAAAGGAACAAGUCAUUAAUUGCCAGUACUUUUCUAAAUGGAAGCAUGGGUGCCAGUCCUGUUGUAGACACGAGCCAUCUUGCACGUCUCAGCAGCAACCUGCCAUUCAGUAGGAGCUUGGGACUUCCUGGAGGUUUACUCAAUACUGUUGGGAAUGGUUUGGCUGUAAAUCAAGUAGAGUCCUACUUUACGAAGAUGCAGCAGGAGCUGGAAAAGAAUAUUGCUAAAGAGCUAGAUCAAGCUAAUGCUGAGCUGGAAACUGGAUGUACCAGAAUCUCCCCUGUUGGCUCGAUAGCGGGCUCUCUUAGAAACCUGAACGCUGACCAAGACCCAGUUUCAAGAGCGACACAGCAAUAUCUAGAAGUCUUGAAGAAGAACUACAUGAUUUAAACUGACAUUGUUUACUUGAAGUAAUUGGGUAACGAAGCCAACUUAAGGGACAUAAAGCCCAACUAGUGAGCCAGCCCUUCACUAACAGGCCAUUAACUCUACUCACGCUGCUGUCCCUUUUCUCUGAUGACGCUCCCAACUGCGUGAGUUUCUGGCCUUUUAAUUUGGCGUCUCCUGGGCCAGUCAAUUAAAUGGGGUCUGGAUUGUCAACCACAGUAUGCCAUACACUGAAGUGUCGCAGUGUGUAGGCACCUAUACAGAUGCAAUACAAACAGGACUGUAGAUUUUAAUUCACUCUGUUACAGAUUCAUUUACAUUUUCCUUAAAGAGGUUCCCUAGGAAUGAUUGAAAAUGGCUGCCAGCAACCUGUCCUCCAGUGUGAGCAGGAUCGGUCGCCUCCACUGGCAGAGCUGCCUAGGAUGGUGAGGGGGGGGCCUCACUACACACUACACUGCUCCUACAAUAGAUAGAUGAUGGCAUCCUGCGUACAAAAUGCCAUGCCAGGAACGAUCACCAAUGUGUAGUUUAUGCCAGUGAAACCAUACACAAGAGGGGAGAAAUAUCUAAAACAUAACUUUUAAUUGUACUGUUAAAAAAUGCCAUAAUGUAACAGCCUUACUGAAUUCCUGUAGAGUCAGUUCAUGGUGCAGUAUCGGUAAGGAGACAAGGUGGGGUCCCAGGAGGUUAGGUUUUUGGUGGAAUCGUGGUGCACGUGCUUGGCAUCCACAUCGCAGAUGGGCAGGAUCUGUCACUGUUGUACCUGGAUAUAGAUAAUUAAAGGUUAGGGACCUAGAAUGCCCUGCCUGUCAAAAUACUGAGAGGCGACUCCAUCUGGAGCCCUGAUUCACUGCCAACAGAGCUGCCUAGGAGGGUGAGGGGGCAGGGCCUCGCCACGCUGCUCUACAAUAGAUGGUAAUGAUGGCUGUGCAGCCUGACAGGAAUGUGUAUAUGCCAGUACCAUACUGUAGUGAGGCCCCGCCGACUCACCCCCGCUAGGCAGCUCUACAAGCGGAGACAACCUGCUGGUGGUUGUUUGUGGCCAUUUUAAAUCAUUUCUUUAACAUGAUAAAAUACUGUAAGAUCUGUCAUUUGAAUGACUUGUUAGUGAAGGACUGAGUCUCUAGAGGAGCUUUAUGUCCUUUCGCUGUUUGUUAUUUGAGAAUCAAUACCUUUCCCAGGCCAAGUUAAUGGCUACGUUUUAAAGCAAUCCUCUUGUUUAAGAAAAAAAAACAUUAACUCGGGAACGAACAGAACACUUAUAUGGUGACCUCCCUAUCCUCUUUUUAGUUGCCAAUCCCCUUUUCAGUUAUCCAAGCCGCGCUGCUUCUUAGACUAUCUGAUGCACAAUGAGCAUUUGGUAGUCCAGGACCCUUCAUGCUUGUCCAGCCCUGCUAUUGGAUUGGCCAGCACUACACAUGUGAGCAAAGCUGGCCAAUCCGAGGGCAGCAGGAAGUGUAUUGGACUACAGAAUGCGCAGCAUGCAUCAGGUGGUCUGGGAAGUGGUGCAGCCAGAAGAGGAGCCUGGGAAUUGGGAAGGCACUAGGUAAGUCUUCUGUUCAUUCUUCAGUUGAUUUAAAUUUGUUUUGAACAAGAGGAUGGCUUUAAGUUAGGUCUCGUGCACGUGAACGUUGUUUGGGUCUUCAUCCGAGAUGCUUUUUUUUUUUUUUCAAUGGGGCAAAAAAAUAGAACAUGUCCUAUUGUUAUCCGGAUAGGACUGGUCUAUGUGGUAUCCAGUAUGGCCAUGUGCAUCUUUCUUGAAGACGUUUUCCAGUUUCCAUGGGUAUGUUGCAUUUUGCACUAGUUCCAAACUACAUUCAUGACUUUGUGUUAUUAUUUAUUGCUGCAUCCAUGACCACUGCAUUAGAAGAUGUUGAUGUAACAUUGUGCUGUGUAUGCUGCUUAUUUUAUAUUUUUACUGUUCUCAUUUAGUUCUAUAUGUAUGUUAUGAACUUGAGGUACGCAAUGCCCGUCCAUACAAUGUUUUAUUCACUUUGUGACAGUAUUUAUUUCAAGUGUUAGUGCCAAGAAAGUUUCAGAUUGUAUUUUUGUAAAGAUUUCUACACUGCUGCUGAACAUAAAACGGUACAACAGGAGCCAUGGGACAUUUUAUGUACCCCUCUCAUCAAUUACACUCAUUUUCAGACUGCCUCAAUUCAUUUAAAUGUGUGCGAAAAUAAUAUAGUCUUGAUGUGAAUUCUUUAGGGUACUUUCACACUUGCGGCAGAGGAUUCCGGCAGGCAGUUCAUCACCGGACGCAUUUGUGAGACGGAUCCAGAUGCGU
This is a messenger RNA of Bufo gargarizans (Asiatic toad), 9300 nucleotides long. It is a transcript of the gene ANKRD26, whose product is annotated as ankyrin repeat domain 26. The record is from RefSeq and is a predicted model, not a curated record. Gene Ontology annotation, molecular function: protein binding. Bases 258 to 7019 code for a protein of 2253 amino acids. NCBI's taxonomy places the organism in Eukaryota, Metazoa, Chordata, Amphibia, Anura, Bufonidae. The transcript is spliced from 40 exons.